Messenger RNA from Pyrenophora tritici-repentis Pt-1C-BFP, 1140 nucleotides. RefSeq names its product DUF3984 domain containing protein. The record is from RefSeq and is a predicted model, not a curated record. Gene Ontology annotation, molecular function: protein binding. NCBI's taxonomy places the organism in Eukaryota, Fungi, Ascomycota, Dothideomycetes, Pleosporales, Pleosporaceae.
AUGGUAUCCCGGUCUGGAACCACUCAAUCUCAACAGCCACUAGACCUACGUAUGUUUGAAAGUGCCCUACGCCUUUUUGAUGAUCAGAUCAACCGCUCGUCUUACGAUGCCAACCACUGGGUCCGACGCGGAUCUUUCAUGAGAGAACAUGGGUUUCCUGAGAUUGCAGUAGGAGAUGCUUUCAAGGCCAAGCUUCUGUUGGAUCGCGAACCUGCCAAUCUUGAGGCAAGGAAAGCAGUCUACGAAAUCCUUGGUCAAGCUCUUUUGGGUUGCCACUGCCAUUGGGAAGCAGCUGAAUUGUGGGAAGAAGCAUUGAAACAAUAUCCCAGAUGGGGUAUGGCGGGUGAGAAAGCUACUGACCUCCGCGAGCUUUUGAGGAGGAAGGAGGCCGCAGCUGCAUCACUGGGAGGCACGCCACAAGAGCAGAAAGAUAGACUAAAAGACGGAGGCGUAUUCACAGUGAAUUACCGAUGGACGGAGUUCUCCUGGACGCCAGAGCGCUCUCUCACAAGAUCCUCGAAACUUGUAGCUCUGAUUAACGAAGAGCUUCGUGGGAAAGAUGGUGAAACAACAUGCUACCUCGCUCGAAGCACCCUCGCUGCGGAUGGAAACGACGACAUGCUAGGCAUGUUUGCCAGCCAUGAAAUGCAAAACGGCGAGUGUAUACUAACCGAUCGCACCGCAACAGGUGUCUGCAGUACUCCCGCACCAAACUCACGCGCUAACUGCUACGCUUCCCUCCCAGACACGCCUCAACAAGCCCCAUGUUGUUCCGAAGCCUUCUGCUCACCCGAAUGUCUCAACCUUGCGAUGAAAACCUACCAUAAAGCCCUCUGCGGCAAAGACUUUACCUGGCUCCAACGCCCCACCGUCGGCCUCUCCCACAACGCCUCACCCCUACGCCCCCUUCUUAUGCUCCGCUUCCUCACCACCGGCGUUCAAAAUCUUACCCUCAGACCACCCACUCAUCGCGCGCCUGCAACCGCUCUCCAACAAACACCACAUCGACGUCUUCACGCUCACCGAAUCCGUCGCUAUCCCUCUCAAGAUCCUCGAGCAGCUAGGCGUGGACAUCUUCGCCAACCGCAACUUCGACACGGGUGUCUUACAGCCCAUAUGGACGCGUCUGGCGAACAAUAA